CCACGUGUCAAAAUUUAGUGGGAGUAGGUGUUUGCUUUACUUUUGGUCUCUGUUAAGGUGGCGCCGCCGGUGACCGGCGUUUCAUAUUAAUUGCGAGACAGAAAUCAAAGGAAUCAUCGGUGGAUGCUUGAUGAUGGAUGAAAAGAGUGAGAUUCCGACGAAGCUGGAUUACUACGAUGACAUGUGGAAGCUUCAAUCCACUGCCACACUCCUUUCGCAUUUCAAGGGAGAAGAUGGAAGAGAUGUAUUGAUAUUGGAUCGUACUAUAUUCUAUCCGCAAGGAGGUGGUCAACCUGCUGACCAUGGAUUCGUCCCAGCCAUCAAGUUUGUGGUUACUGAUGUCCGAUCCAAAGAUGGCGUUGUUUUUCACUACGGUUUCUUUGAGAACAUAGUUGGGGAAGCAGAAUCCCAACUUCACAAAGGGAAGGAAGUCUCACUAUUUGUUGAUGAGUCCAGGCGCAAGCUCAAUUCCAGGUUGCAUUCAGCAGGGCAUUUGCUUGAUGUUUGUCUUCCAAGAAUAGGAUUAGGUCAUUUAGAGCCUGGCAAAGCUUACCAUUUUGCUGAUGGGCCUUGGGUUGAAUACAAAGGUACAGUUCCACAAAAUGAAUUGCAGAAUAAGCAAAAGGAUUUAGAGUUGGAAGCUAAUAAUUUAAUUUCCGUGGGAGCAAAAGUUCAUGCUGAUAUAUUACCAUAUGAUGAAGCUGCUAAGCUUUGUGGUGGUUGUCUUCCUGAUUAUGUUCCCAAGGAAAGCGCACCUCGAAUUGUAAGGAUAGGAGAGAAUCCUGGGUGCCCCUGUGGUGGUACACAUGUUACUGAUAUUUCAGACAUCAUACAAGUUAAGGUUUCCCAAAUUCGCUCAAAGAAAGGACUGACAAAAGUCUCAUAUAAUGUUGUAUCAAGUCUCAAGAUAUAGAGUCAGUAAUGUAUAAAUUCUACUGACAAAUUAUGGUUUUCAUACCAUGGCUGUUGAAUAAUAAACUACAAAACUUUGUAUGAAUACUGUGUGUGUGGAAAGAACAAUUAUGCAUUAGAUUUGGGGUGUGGUCCUUAUAGUGACACAUAAAUACAGCAUAGCAUGCCAGAAGUCAUUAGCAUGAUGACAAUAAUAAUAUUGUUAGGUUUGAUAUUUGUAAAAUAGAAGUACUUUCUUUACA
This is a messenger RNA of Arachis ipaensis, 1154 nucleotides long. Its product is annotated as threonyl and alanyl tRNA synthetase second additional domain-containing protein. NCBI's taxonomy places the organism in Eukaryota, Viridiplantae, Streptophyta, Magnoliopsida, Fabales, Fabaceae. The record is from RefSeq and is a predicted model, not a curated record. Gene Ontology annotation, biological process: alanyl-tRNA aminoacylation. Gene Ontology annotation, molecular function: nucleic acid binding; alanine-tRNA ligase activity; ATP binding.